AUGAUAAAAUUAUCCAUUUAUUUAAUUUUAUCAAUAUUCCUAUUUUUAUUGUCACCAUCAGUCAAUGGAGCAGAGGUUAAAUUUGCACUUAUUAUGAGUGGCAAUGUGACUGAUCUUGGAUUUAAUUUCAUGGUCAAUGACGGACGUAUCCGUAUGGAACGUGAACUAAAGUUGCAAACGCCAACCAUCGCCUACUCUAUGAUCGACACUGACCAAAAGCUGAAGGAUUGUAUCGAAGAGAUCAUCGACCUCGGAUACAACUUUAUUUUCCCAAGCUCGCAGAUCCACAUGGACAUUGCCACCGCCUACGCCAACAAGACUCAGGGCAAGGGCAUCUACUGGAUGUUACGUGGCCGUGCCAAGCCAACCCUAGAGAAUGUCGUCAACGUCGGUUUCAACAGCGGUACCAUGCAGUUUUUGAUCGGUUACUUUGCAGGCCUCGAAACCAAGACUGGAAACAUUGGGUUUAUUGCACCCGGUAACCCCGUGCAAAAGGCCUUUACCUUUAACUCGUUCUACAUUGGUGCCAAGACUGCCAACCCCAACGUCAACGUCUGGUACGCCUAUACUUUGAACUGGAUGGAUCCCGAUCGUGCCCGUGGUGCCUCUCGCAAGAUGCUCGAUGAACACAACGUCGACAUGAUUGGUCAGUCGCAAGAUGACAUGUCUGUACAAGAGGAAGUCAUGGCCACCCGUCUCAACUUUGGUCUCGGAUCAACCGGUUAUUCCGAACGUCUCAUCUAUGGUGAUCAAAUGGGUAUCUCGUACCUCACCAACUGGACCGUUAUUUUAACCCGUUUCGCCGAACGUAUCCAAGAUGGAAACUGGACCAAAGACGCCUUCCAAGGAGAAUUGUCCAACGGUGCCAUCGAAUUUGACGAAAUGAGUUUCCGUGUCAAAGAUACCACCAUCACUGCUUUCAACCUUGAACGUGAAAAGCUUCGUUCCAACAUCACCUACCAACCAUACCGUUGCAACCAAGGUUACAUGACCGAAUAUGGAACUCAAUGUGUCAACAUGUCUUCUUUUUGGGGUGCCACAAUGCCAAUCACUCCACUUGAAUAUAAUCUUGGUUUAUAUACAAUUCCAGUUACCAAUGUUCCAAUUCAAGAGUCAAUUACAUUAGGUUUAUCAAUUCCAUCUGGUGUUUUCAUUCUAUUUGCUAUUGUUUCAAUUGUUGUAAUUAUACUCUUUAGAAAUGCCAAGGUUAUCAAGUCUGCCAGUCCAUUGUUUUCCGUUUUAAUUUUGAUUGGUUGUAUUCUCAUUUUUGCUGGUAUUAUUAUCUGGUCACAAAAUCCAACCACCUCACUUUGUCGUUCACGUAUUUGGUUAAUCUCUCUUGGUUACACUCUUAUGAUUGGUAAUCUUUUGAUCAAGAACUUCCGUAUCUGGUUGCUCUUUGACAAUCCCAAGCUCAAGCGUCGUAACAUUCCAAACAAAAAGUUGAUUCCAUGGUUCUUGGGUAUCCUCAUUCUCGACGCCAUCAUCCUCGCCGUCUGGAUUGCCGUUGGUGACAUCAAGGCUGUUGAACGUCUCAACAUUGAUGGUCUUGGCACUUACGAGUCUAUGAAUGCCUGUAGCUCCAGUCACGCUGGUGACGUUGUCCUCUACAUCCUCCUCAUCUUCCACGGUAUCAUGUUGUUGGUCGGUUGUUUCAUCUCUUUCAAGAUCCGUUCCGUCGACAUUAAGGAAUUCAACGAAUGUGGUCCUGUUAGUACUUGUCUUUACGCCAUUGCUUUCUGUCUUUUCAUUGUUAUUCCAUUAAUGGUAUCACCACAAUCAAUUGCCAAUCAAACCAUUAUUAUUUGUGCAUGUGGUAUAUUCACUACAUUCUCAUCGAUGGCCAUCCUUUUCUUGCCCAAGUUUGGUGAGAUGUAUACCCAAGGUCCAGCCAUCAACGAGACGUUCCGUACCAAUACCAACAGACAGGACACCUUCACCAUUGACAUUUCCCACAAUACUGUUGCCCUUGCCCAAGAAGGAGUCACCAUGGAAACCUUUACCAAGACAACCACAUCUUCCAACGAAGUUACUGACAGUACCUAA
Cavenderia fasciculata is the source of this 2046-nucleotide messenger RNA. RefSeq names its product G-protein-coupled receptor family 3 protein 6 (gene grlF). The transcript has 3 exons. Gene Ontology annotation, biological process: G protein-coupled receptor signaling pathway. The record is from RefSeq and is a predicted model, not a curated record. Gene Ontology annotation, cellular component: plasma membrane. Gene Ontology annotation, molecular function: G protein-coupled receptor activity. The coding region runs from base 1 to 2046 and encodes 681 amino acids. Lineage: Eukaryota; Evosea; Eumycetozoa; Acytosteliales; Cavenderiaceae.